Messenger RNA from Rubroshorea leprosula, 944 nucleotides. NCBI's taxonomy places the organism in Eukaryota, Viridiplantae, Streptophyta, Magnoliopsida, Malvales, Dipterocarpaceae. The record is from the annotation of a GenBank genome assembly.
CCAGCUUCAUAUCAUGACUUCCUUUUGCCUGAUAAUCCUCAGUCUGAUUAUUCCUUUCCUGUCUGCAGUCUUUUCAAACAAUGAUGGAACCUCCGUCGCGAAAAUGGUUACACAAGAUCAAGAUUCGCGUGUUGAGACGGUUUUUGAAGGUACAGAAGAGUACCAGAUACAAAAAACUUCACCAGGCCUUAGGCCAUGGAAGGGUCAAAGAGUCUUGCAUCGCCCACUUCACUUGAGGAAUAUGCAUGGAAUUCUAAGCAUCCUUGGAUGGGGGUUUCUGUUCCCCGUUGGAGUGAUUAUUGCUAGGUACUUCAAGAAAUUCCCGUUGAAGUGCAAGGAAUGGUAUCCUCUCCAUAUUCUGUGUCAAAGUUCAGCUUACAUUUUGGGUAUGGUGGGAUGGGGCAUUGGCAUUUGGCUUGGCAACUCUUCCAAACAUUACACUUUGAGGACUCAUCGCAUUCUUGGUAUCAUUAUUUUUACAUUUGGUACCAUACAAAUGUUUCCCCUAUGCAUGCAAACAAAGAGGGAAGACUUGUAUUGCCGAUGCUGGGAGAUAUACCACCAUCUUAUGGGAUAUGCAUUGAUAGCUCUGAUUGUAGUAAACAUAUUUGAAGGAAUUAGCCACCAAAGUCAUGAAGAAAAAUGGAGGUGGGUGUAUGUGGGAAUACUUGGAAUUUUGGCCUUGAUUUCAGCAGCAUUGGAAAUUUUCAGAUGGAUCAAAUCUAGAGAUAAAUAGGAGAUUGAACUUGAGAAUGACUUGUACGCUUUAAGACCAAUUUAGUUAAGAAAACUUGAAAAGAAAAGGGAUUUCCCUCCAAAGUUUCAUUUGGGAGGAUUUUCUCUUCAAAUUGUAUAAUAAAACUUCUAUCAAAUAUUCUCCUGGUAUAGCUCACUAGCUGGUAUCAUGCUCCUCUUGUAUAUCAUAUUAAAUUUACCUUUUCAUU